AUGGAGGAUGAGUUGCUGGAGUUUUCCGGAGAAUCUCCAAACCAUUUGGACCCCGUGCUCAUGGAUACCGUACUGGUUAAUAGUGACGUCUCAAACUUCACUGGGAACACAACAUUGACGCUUGUACAACCAGCCACAACAAUGGCCUCCCUUCUACCGUAUCUGCCUAAUUAUUACCGUAUCGGAACUCUGGCAGCUAAAUGCAUUCUGUCAUUACUGCUGUGCGUGCUGUCAGCAACUAUCAAGAGAGAUUUCUUGAAGGUCUUCGCCUUAAUGCUGAUUCAAUUCAUACUACUGGAAUGUGUUUUCGACAUUUAUACCGAAAUACAAACCAGUAUUACUCACCACGGAUCAAGCGCGAACUCAGUUUUCGCUCUAAUCUCCUUCAUCAUUGCCGAUCUCAUUUUCUGGUCAACAUUGUUCUCAUCUAUUGUUGCUUUCUACUAUGCACAUAAAGCAGUCGUCCGACCAGAAGAAAUUAAUUACAUUCCGUACGCAAAUGCGUUUUUGAGGAUGCAGAUCUUCCCUAUUCUUUUCACCAUCAUUGACACCCUUGUCGCUUCCUACAAGGUACCGCCGUACGUGGUUUUGGGAUCAACAGUAAUUAUUCGGCUAGCAGCAUGCCUCGUUGCCGUCGUGCUCUUCACACAAGCACUCGCAUCUGUCAUAGUGUUCUGCCGUCGCCGUGACGAGUACACAAAGUCGUCUCCAUAUGAUCAGGUUCGCUUCAUUAAAUCUCCUAUCUCUAUUGAUUACAUAUGGGCUGCUGUUUCGCUAGUGCAGGAUUUCCUCAUCACAUUCAACUUCUCGAAAGAAGACGAGAAGAGUCUUCCAUUGGAAAUGGCUGCUGAACUUUAUGUGGAGCACCUUCGGAUCUUUUUGAUUCGACCACUGGUCGUCCUCGUGGCGAUUCUCGUAUUUAUUGCGCCAUAUCGCAAGAAGUUCAUUCGAUUCUUCUGCCCUUGCUGCCGCCAAUAA
Haemonchus placei is the source of this 978-nucleotide messenger RNA. Lineage: Eukaryota; Metazoa; Nematoda; Chromadorea; Rhabditida; Trichostrongylidae. The record is from the annotation of a GenBank genome assembly.